UGCUUGUUUAGUCUAUGAAGAAUGUAAAAUAUAUUCUAAAUAAAAACGUACUAUAAAGUAGUAUACAGUCGAAGUUUUAUCUAUAACGGACACGUUUUUGAAAUGGAAAGUCACCAGGGAAAUGUUGAGAAGCCUCCCUGUCGUGCUGCGGUUUUGGAAAGGCCAUUGCACAGUGAGUGAGUCAUGACCAUCUGAGCUCUGCAGCCGGAGAGUACUAAAAUUACCCCUCUAACCCUACAGCAUUCACAAAGCUCUUCAUACUGUAAUUUCCUAUUAACAUUACUAUUUGUGCUUAAGUGUUUACUGAAGCAUCUUCAUUCCAAGCCAAAUGGAAGACUCAGGCUUGGAUUCCCUCUUCUCUUCCCCUUCUCCAUCUUAUACCUUUUCUUUCCUUUCUAACCUGUCCACUCCUUCCUCGUCUCCCUCAGUUUAUCCAUCCCCUAGUGUAGCCUCCACAGCACUUUUUUGUUUCUUUCUAUCACUCCUUUCCCUUCUGGGGAUUCUGGGAAACCUCUACACACUGGGGCUGCUCAUUCAGCGCCGCAGGGCCCCCCGAAGGAGGUGCAGUGUGUCUCCAAGCUGCUGUUUGACUCCUGCUUGCCUUAGAAGUCUUUCCCCUUCUCACUCUCCUACUUCCUCCCCUACCUUGUCCUCCUCGUCUUCUUCUUCACUUCAUUUGCAGGUUCUGAGUCUGGCUUUGGCAGAUCUGCUUUACCUCUCCACAGCCCCCUUUAUCGUUUAUGACAGCCUGGCAUCUGAUUGGGCCUUUGGUGAACUCGGCUGCCGCCUCCUACUCAGCUUGGACCUGCUCACUAUGCACGCCAGCAUCUUCACACUGACUGCAAUGAGUCUGGACCGAUACCGUGCAGUUGCAGACCCACUUGCUGCCUCUUCAGCUCCUACCUCAGGCCUGCGGCGAGUGGUUCUGGCAUGGGGCCUUGCCGUGGCACUCAGCCUACCCAUGAUGAUCACUCUGCACCUGGAGGAUGGAGAAAACCAGGAGGGCAAGUUGUGUGUUCCAGCAUGGGAUGAACAAAGCUCUAAAGCUUACCUCAGUGUACUAUUCUGCACCAGCAUCCUAGGACCAGGCUUGGCCAUUGGAGGUCUGUAUGCAGCCCUGGGGCGUCACUACUGGGUUUCACAGACACAGUUCGCCUGGGCUGGUGGAUGUAGUGCCAACCCACCUCGUACUCCAAGACCCAAAGUCCUUCUUCUCAUUCUGGGAAUUGUGCUUGCAUUCUGGGCCUGUUUCCUCCCAUUCUGGAUCUGGCAGUUGCUACCACUUUAUCGACCAGAUGUUCUACGUGUAGUACCAGUAGGCACACAGGUCACUGUGAACCGGAUUCUAACAGGACUGACAUAUGGGAACUCAUGUGUAAAUCCAUUUUUUUACACAUUACUGACUGGAAAGCGCCACCAGACCAGCAGGCAGACGAUAAGCACAGCUGCUCCAUUUUGCCAAAAAGGAAGUUCUGUUCACUAGUAGACGCCUUUACCUGCUUAUAAAUAAUUGCACUUUUUAGUUUCCCUUUGUCAUUAUUACAUAUCGUACAUUAUUCAUGUAUAGUAUAUUGAGUAAUCAUCACCAAUUUCCAGUAGACACAAAGUCAGGAUUAUACCAUUAAUUUGCAGGGUUAAAUAAUAAUAAUAAUAAUAAUA
Messenger RNA from Clarias gariepinus (North African catfish), 1659 nucleotides. It is a transcript of the gene uts2r3, whose product is annotated as urotensin-2 receptor 3. Gene Ontology annotation, cellular component: membrane. The record is from RefSeq and is a predicted model, not a curated record. Bases 329 to 1483 code for a protein of 384 amino acids. Gene Ontology annotation, biological process: neuropeptide signaling pathway. Lineage: Eukaryota; Metazoa; Chordata; Actinopteri; Siluriformes; Clariidae. Gene Ontology annotation, molecular function: urotensin II receptor activity. The transcript has 2 exons.